Scylla paramamosain (green mud crab) is the source of this 1564-nucleotide messenger RNA. RefSeq names its product nuclear cap-binding protein subunit 2-like (gene Cbp20). Bases 183 to 650 code for a protein of 155 amino acids. Gene Ontology annotation, molecular function: RNA cap binding. The transcript has 5 exons. Lineage: Eukaryota; Metazoa; Arthropoda; Malacostraca; Decapoda; Portunidae. The record is from RefSeq and is a predicted model, not a curated record. Gene Ontology annotation, biological process: mRNA cis splicing, via spliceosome. Gene Ontology annotation, cellular component: nuclear cap binding complex.
AUAGAAAGAUUGCCGAAACUUACACGUGUCCUGAACAGAAAGUAAACAAAAGGACGCUACAGGAGACGUGGUGCGUUGUCCUGGCCUUUUUUUUAUUUUUGUUUAUUUCUCCAGACGGGACUGCCCGAACUACAUCCAGGGCACUGCAGGUGUUCCAGAAGGUGCAGCAUACAGCCACAGAGAUGAGUAUGAUGACACCCAGCAUUGAUCUCAGCUCCUACCGCGACCAGCACUUCAAGGGGUCACGGGCGGACCAGGAGCGCAUGUUACACCUCUCCACCACCUUGUACGUGGGUAACCUGUCCUUCUACACCACGGAGGAGCAGCUGUACGAGUUGUUUGGCCGUGCUGGUGAUGUCAAGAAGAUUGUCAUGGGCCUUGACAAGUUUAAGAAGACACCAUGUGGGUUUUGCUUCGUCGAGUACUUCACCAGAGAUGACGCAGAGAUGUGCAUGCGCUUCAUCAACGGAACUCGGCUGGACGACCGGAUUGUGAGGACAGAUUGGGACGCUGGAUUUGUGGAGGGACGGCAGUAUGGAAGGGGCAAGAGUGGGGGGCAGGUGAGGGAUGAGUACAGAACAGAUUACGACAGUGGCCGAGGAGGAUACGGGAAGAUUGUUCAACAGAAGAUGCUGCCCAAGCUGACCUAGGUGGUGGAGGUGGGCCAUAAGGGGUGUGGUGGAGGUGGUAGUGGAAGGGAGUGUGAGAGAGGACAUGUAGGUUAUAAGGUUUUUCUUACUCCUUUCUUGACUUGCUUUGUUUUGAGAUUGGUGACUGAAAAAAAAGAGGUUCAGAUUGGAUUGGAAGAAAGAUGAAAAGUUUGUUGAUUGAAAAAGAGUUUUGUAUUGAAAGAGAAAGUUUUCCUGAUUUUUUUUUUUUUUUUAGAGGUCAUCAAAAAAAAAUAUGGAGUUUUUAUUCUUUCUUUCUUGGAUUUGUUAUAAAAAAAAGAUCAUUAGAGUUGAAAGAAAGAUAGGAAGUUGUACAAAUUCUUCAGGGUUUUUUUUUUUUUUUGUGUGUGAAAGAAUAGUGAGAAAGAAAGAAAAAUAACCAUUUUUUUCACCUUUUGAAAUUUAUGAAAGAAGAAGAAAAUGAUGAGAAAAUACAAAAAAUGACUCUUUACCAGGAAAGUGUUAAGUAAUUUUUGAGUGUUUAGAUGAAUUUUGUGAGUCAGCUUGUGUAGAUUUUAAGUAUAACUACUCCUUGGAAAACCAAAGAUAUAAGAAAAUGUUCAAGUUCAUGCUGACUCUACAAAAAGAAAAUGGAGUUUGGAAUAAUGGAUUUUGUUGGUCAGGUUGUCAGGUCGUAGAUUUGAAGCAUAACUGUUAACUACCCAUAAGAAACUUGAAAUUUAAAAAAACGUAAAUGUUUUUAUUAGUUCUUUCAAAAGAUGUGAGAAUGUAUAGAUCUAUAGCACAUAGCAUAGAAAACUAGAAUAUUUAAAAUGUGAAAGUUUAUGUUAUUUGUCAAAAGAAAAUGGACAUUGAUCAUUUUUUAGGAGCCCUCUGAACCAAACUUUUUUUUUUAUUAAUCUCAAAAAUCAAUAAAGCAUUCAUGGUUCUGGUGA